AUGGGACAGAAAUAUUCUAGUACCGAAACUUUACCACUUCCCAAAAACCCAAAUACACUUAUUAAGGAAAUCUUUACAGUUUCUGAAUUAAUAACAUUUCAAAAACGUAUCAAUCGAAGUUUGGAUGAUAUUAUAUCCGAUAAAGAAAUCAUAAAAUUUUCAUAUAUUCCUGAUUCUAAGCCACAUCUUCAGCACUUGUAUCUUCGAUUUAUUAGAAAUUUAAAUAAAUAUCCUUCCAAUGAUAAUAUUAUAACGGGAUAUAGUUAUUUAAAAAUCAUUACGUUGCUUAAUAAAAAACGUCGAAAUAAAAUGUUUCCUAAAAUAGAAUGGAUCAAGAUUAUAUUUAUGUGUUUAAGUGAUGAAGAAGUACAAUUCCCAUGUUGGGAAACUACUCAUGACAUACAUGUCUUGGAAAAUGAUUUAAUUGAAUUUAUUAGCCUUCUCCUCACGCUUAACAUGAAUUGUUGUACUGAUUAUUGCUUAAUCAAUCAAGACUUGACUUUUAAUGAUCAUGAUUGGGAUACUUAUUGGCGUAAGAGCGCGUCAUGCAUUGUUAGAGAUAUGAAAGAAUGUAAUGUAGAGGAAUUUGAAAAUGUUUUACUAAUCGUACCGAAUAUAUUUGAUUGUUUGAAAAAUUUAAUUGAACAUUCUUUGUACACAAAAGAUCAAUUGAAAGAAUGCCCUUUGGGUCCUAGUCAGUUUACCAAAACGAAAAUGAACCAGGCCAUACUGUGCCAAAUCUUAUUAAGUAUGCGUAAACGUAGUAUGGAUAUAUCCAAGCUUUAUAUUGGCCGAGAAAAUGGUUAUUCUAUGAGAUCUUUCCAAUCCAAAGUAUUCAAAUGGAAGGCUCCUACUAUUUUAUUAAUUACUGGUAAAAAAAUCAUUAAUGACCAAGAAUAUUCAGAAAAAAAUAAUAGGUAUAAAUCUUUUCUUAAUUCCUAUCCUCGAUUAAAAGAUGGUAAAACAACCUUCCAAACACCGUUACAUUACACCUUUGCCAUCUAUAUUGAAGAACCUUGGAAAAUGACCAAGGGAUAUUUCGGCGGUCUUCAUACCAAAAUCAUUCAAUUAUCACCAAGACAAGAUGUAUUUACGUGUACUGACCCAAACGCCGUAUAUUUCCACACACAAAACGGGAUAGGGAUUGGUAACGAACACAUGAGUUCUGAUAACAAAUAUAAACCAGGUAACGUCUCAAUUACAAUAGAUAGCACCCUAGAAUUUGCUGUAUUUCGUCAUUCGGGACCAGGUGUCUUCAAGACAGGCAUAAUCGCUAACCAAGAAAUAUUUGAAAUAAGAUUACAUAUACAAAGUGUAGAAGUAUGGGGGUGUGGUGGUGCCAAAGAACUUGCAGAACAGAAACAUGAAUGGGAAUGGGAAGAAAGAGAAGCUCAAAGAAGACAGCACGUGAGUAUGCACGUGACCGAAGAUCGAGCAUUACUGGAAUUGGCUGGGAUUAUAGGUGAACGACCUGUUUAA
Molecule: messenger RNA, 1479 nt
Organism: Henningerozyma blattae CBS 6284
Lineage: Eukaryota; Fungi; Ascomycota; Saccharomycetes; Saccharomycetales; Saccharomycetaceae
Gene: RTC5
Product: Rtc5p
Exons: 1
Coding region: 1-1479 (492 amino acids)
Source: RefSeq, a predicted model, not a curated record